Messenger RNA from Paralichthys olivaceus (Japanese flounder), 3308 nucleotides. RefSeq names its product tetraspanin 15 (gene tspan15). Lineage: Eukaryota; Metazoa; Chordata; Actinopteri; Pleuronectiformes; Paralichthyidae. The record is from RefSeq and is a predicted model, not a curated record. Gene Ontology annotation, cellular component: plasma membrane.
GGCUCCAACACACACUCGACAUCAGGCCACAAACCUCCAUCAUUCCUCCAUCCGGCCGUCGCGCGCUUCCAGGUGUGGUGACCGUGGUGACGGAGCAAAUGCGGAAGUGCUUAUUCAGCAGCGGCAGCAAGCAGCAGGAAGCAGCUGAAGUCCACUGAGCUCAGUCUGACAACAUGUCCAACAACGAAGAGAUACGAUACUGCCACAGGUUCUCCUACAUCGUCCUCAAAUUCCUCCUGUUCGCUUAUGCCAUCGUCUGGUGGUUAAUAGGUGGUUUUGUCCUUGCCAUUGGUAUCUAUGCUGAGGUGGAGAGACAACGCUACAAGACACUGGAGGGGAUGUUUUUGGCCCCAGCUAUAAUCCUGAUCGUCCUGGGAAUUGUGAUGUUUAUAGUCUCGUUGAUUGGAGUCUUGGCUUCACUGAGAGAUAAUCUAACUCUACUGAAAGUGUUCAUGUACACUUUGGCAGUCUGUCUGAUCCUGGAGCUGCUCGGAGGAAUCUUGGCGCUGGUGUUCCGCAACCAGACUGUGGACUUACUGAACAAGAACAUCAGGAAGGGCAUAGUGAACUACUACGAUGACCUGGACUUCAAAAAUAUCAUGGACUUUGUUCAGAAGAAGUUUAAGUGUUGUGGAGCUCAAGCGUACAACGACUGGGAGUUCAACAUGUACCACAACUGUUCUGCACCUGGUCCAAUGGCCUGCGGUGUCCCGUAUACCUGCUGCAUUACUACUAUGCCUAAUGAAGUGGCCAACACUAUGUGUGGCUGCGAUGUGCUCAAAAAAGAGCGUUUGGACUUGAUCGAAGUCAUUCACAUCAGAGGCUGCACUGAUGCUUUCUUCAUCUGGCUGUUAGACAACUAUAAGAUCAUGGCUGGACUUCUGUUAGGGAUCCUACUGCCGCAGUUCUUUGGUGUGAUAGUCAGCUGGCUGUACAUCACUCGUGUUGAAGAUGCCAUCAGUGAGUACGGCCACUACAUGGACGGGCUACUGGGCUCACAGGAAAGAGCAGCCAAGAGGCAGGGCCGUGUGUCCAAAUGGUUUAAGUGCAUGCCAGAGAUCGACUGAUGGAGAUGAGCGGAGAGCAGCAAAUGGACUCCAGUCACUCACAGCUGGUCAAAGCACUGGAGUCGAUGCAGAUACUGCUGCAGCCACUUCAGGAGUCUGCAUUCGAACUGCCAGCUCAAUACAAGUGCUUACAAGUUUUUUUAUUGGGAAGAAGGAAUUGUUCAGCCUCCUUAUUGUUUGGAAUUUAAUAUUCAUGUUGUUGUUUUUUCAGUUUUUGUUGUUCAAGGAAGUGAAUAAUUUUGAAUGAAUUUGUUAUUGUUAUCAGUGUACUGAUGCCCGAGUGGGAAAUAAGAGCUCGUUAAGUGAUGUGCUGCACUGUGCCACAGACAUUCUCAGGGAUUAACAUAGAAACCAUCAUAACCACUUCUGCUCCUAGUGUUAUUAUAUAUCCUGAAAUUCAUCCGUACACAAACCCAAUCUACAGCCCUAACUUUACUACCUAUGUUCAUUGAUGGUUUCCUACCACCAACUAUUUAUGACUGUUCUAUACAAACUCUGCUCCUUUAAUACUAACACCACUGUCUGUCAUCUGAAAGCAGGACACUUCGCCCUAGUGGUGUAUUUGAACACACCCUGAGGUUUGAAAUGGAACUCUGCAUUAUACCCUGCCUGCAUAUUCCUCUAUGACCAUAAGUGCUCACUGAACCUUCAUGAUGUCUCAACAAAGGUCUUUAUAGACAUUCCCUUAUUUUCUUCAUCAAACCUUUAACUUUGACUCAACAUUUAAACUCAGGUCCACUGCUGAAUGUUGAGAUAGAGCUAAACAUUAUCCAUUGUGAACUGAUUUUAAAAAAUAGAUGCUAAUGAAGUGCCUAGAGUUGCACACUUUGAGACGCACAAUGCCUCCUGGGUUUGUAUUCUGUCAACAUGAGGGAAGGAUUUAAAUUCUUCUACAUUGGUCAGACAGGACGUGCUUUAAAAUGAAAAACCUUGUGACUUGUGACAUGUGACUUGAACAACACAGUAUGACACAUUUAAACUGGCUUUGUUCCCUAAACCUGAUCACUCACAGGACUGAAACAACUGUUUAUAUGCUGUCAGAGUGCUGCACUACCACCUCCUCACAGCCUACUAACUAAAGUGACUACAUUUGAAGACAUGUUGCACUGAAUAUAGUCCAGGUAGCUGUUACAUUGUUCUCAAAAUCAGAAUAAAAUGAGUAAUCCCCAGGACAAAACAUUAGCAUAUAUACUUUAAUAAAGGUUUUCCAUUAGAUUACAGAACAUGCUACAACUUCCUGUAAACUCCAUAGUGGUUGUACGAUUUAUAGAUACAUAUUUAUCAUGACAUAAGUGGAAGAUGUGAAAUGAAUGUGCUUGUGAACUUAAAGGUUUGAUGUGAAGUUGCAAACUGAGACCAAAGAGCUCCUCCUUCUUGAAUUUUAAUUCAAAUCUCUCUGCCUUUUUCUCCGUUUGUGGCUGCACACGACUGCACUUCAACUUCUUAAUGACAUUAUUAAUACUUCACUUGCAUCACUGCUAAAACACGAUUUCAAGCAUUUCAGCUUUCAGUGAUUGCUUUUUUCUAACAGGAUAUGAGGUCAAACAGGAUUUACAGAGGUUUUUACAUAGGAGCCUUCUUUGCUUUGUAGGGUCGAAAGAGCGUUAACACUUUAUUCUUAUCGGCAUAUUUAGCAUUAGACCAAAUCUAAUAAUCCAGGUUAAUUUAACUGGUUAAUACAGUUCAUACUUUCCAUGAAAGACUACAUAGAAUGUUUGUUUGGUCUUGAUUAGAAAGGAGGUACUGAGGUGUCAACUCAUUCCCUGUUUGAACUGGUGGGUUGAAGGUAAAUUAAUGUUUGUGUUGGAUUGGUUAAGGUUUGUUUUAUUUAACUAUAGUUACUACCUGCUUCUCACUGUAAAGCUGCAUUCACACUGUCAGAUUCUAUUGUUUUCAAUAAACAGUGGAAAACAUUCAACACACAGCAACACACUCAUUUCACUGUCGUGAGACGAAAAUGGGUUUUAUGCUUUGUGAGAUAAUUAAUUUGGAAUUAAAAUCUACUUUAUAAAACAAACACACGGUGCCUCAUUAAUGCAAAUGUGAUGAUGAUGAUGAGUUAAAUGGAGCAUUUUUACUAUUUAACGAGGCGUCAGACACAUUAAGUAGCCUCGUUAUUUUCAACUUUUUCUGAAUCUUAAGCAAACUGUAUAAUACCAAUGACAUAGAAUAUACAUUUUCAUGUGUGCAGCAUGUAAGAUGAACUAAAUAUUACAUGACAUAAAGAAUAUUUUAAAAAGA